AGGUAUUUUACAUUUUUAAAAAAGUCAAGGAACUCGCGUGGUUGGGCCCAUCGGGCUGCCUCUUUCUUUAAAACCCCCAUUCCGUUUAUGAAGUAAAAUUGCAAAAUUGCAGACGAUCAAAAACUAAAAAGGGGGCUAAGCGAAAUAAAUCAGAUGAACAACAGACGUGAACAAACUCCAGAUCGAAGAAUUGCAAAGAUCGAGCGUGAUCGCCAAUACCGACGAAAGCAAAGGAGGGAGUUCGACAGACGAGGGAUUGAGGAGGCUCGCUUGAAGGCGCUGGAGGCCGAAUUGCUGUCCUCAUUGGCGGAGCAGAGACGUGAAAAUGAGACCUUAGCAGGGGAGAAUCGAAGACUGGAAGGUAGGAUAUCAAUUCUCGAGGACACCAUAGUUCAGCUACGUCAAGAUUGUCAGAGACUUCAAAAAAUUAUGGAUCAAGCUGACUCAUUGUUUGAAUAUGAUAACUUUCCAAGUCCAAAUGAAGACGUUGCAAAUAAUGAGACUGUUAUCACUCAUGGUCCGGGGAGUUCUCAAAGUACCAUAUAGUAUGCUGAUAAGCGCAGAGUAUUUUGAGGGCAAGUAUCUGAGCACUGGUCUAUUGCAUUAGCAUCCUUCCAGCUAGAAGAUUGGAUCCACUUCUUUCUUUCGGUACAUUGCAUAGCUACGUUAUGAACUUUGAUAGUAUUAUGAUACCGAUGAAAGGAAUUUUAUCCUCACCCAACAUGUUAAUCUUUUUAUCUUGCAUUUUGUUAACAGUUGCAUUACCUUUUGUAGAAAUUUCAAGCUUUGUGUAUCUAGCAUUUGUUAAGAGUUUCAUUUCCUUUUGUAGAAAGACCAAUCAUUCCGUAACUAGCAUUUGUUAAAAAUUGCAUUCCUUUUUAACAAAGGCCGCAGCUGCAGGUCUUAAAGAGACAACAGACACUAAAGCUUGUAAAAGUUAGGGCUGUUUGAUAGUGGCAUAUUUUGACGUCACCACGA
Durio zibethinus is the source of this 978-nucleotide messenger RNA. RefSeq lists its product as uncharacterized. Lineage: Eukaryota; Viridiplantae; Streptophyta; Magnoliopsida; Malvales; Malvaceae. The record is from RefSeq and is a predicted model, not a curated record.